Messenger RNA from Aspergillus luchuensis, 360 nucleotides. RefSeq lists its product as uncharacterized. The transcript has a single exon. NCBI's taxonomy places the organism in Eukaryota, Fungi, Ascomycota, Eurotiomycetes, Eurotiales, Aspergillaceae. The record is from RefSeq and is a predicted model, not a curated record. Bases 1 to 360 code for a protein of 119 amino acids.
AUGUCUAUCGAUGACUACCAGGCCAGAUAUCAACCAUACAGUGGGAGCACUGACAAGAUUCUGCUCCAAAGCCAGCCCUUAGUCACCGGCGUCUUCCGCCCGGAGCUCAUCGUCAUCGACGAUGCGGCGCACGCGUCCGAGGCGGACCUGUGGCCGGUCUUCGCCAACUAUGAUGCUCGUGGGUACCUGAUGAUCGGGGACCCGUUCCAGCUGCAUCCGGUGGUCGAGUCAACGCCCCAGAACAACCCUCUUUACGCCGUGUCCGCUACCUCUCCCUUCCGGCGUCUGCACAUGAACGAAUGCUGCUCUGCAUGCUGGACGAGCAGUACCGCAUGGCCAGCAUGCUGGGUGAUCUGGUGA